Amborella trichopoda is the source of this 690-nucleotide messenger RNA. The record is from RefSeq and is a predicted model, not a curated record. Lineage: Eukaryota; Viridiplantae; Streptophyta; Magnoliopsida; Amborellales; Amborellaceae.
AUGAAGAUAAUAAAUUCGGUCGUUGUGGUCGGACUCUAUUAUGGAUUUCUGACCACAUUCUCCAUAGGGCCCUCUUAUCUCUUCCUUCUCCGAGCUCGCGUUCUGGAAGAAGGAGAAGAAGGAACCGAGAAGAAAGUAUCAGCAACAACCGGUUUUAUUACGGGACAGCUCAUGAUGUUCAUAUCGAUCUAUUAUGUGCCUCUGCAUCUAGCAUUGGGUAGACCUCAUACAAUAACUGUCCUAGCUCUACCCUAUCUUUUGUUUCAUUUCUUCUGGAACAAUCACAAACACUUUUUUGAUUAUGGAUCUACUAACAGAAAUUCAAUGCGUAAUCUUAGCAUUCAAUGUUUUUGUUGGUUGGUUAAUUGGUCACAUUUUAUUCCUAAUGUACUUAUUAGAUCUAAUAAGUACCUUGUGGCAGAAUUGAGAAAUUUUAUGGCUCGAAUCUUUAGCAGAAUACCGUCACCCAUUGUUACUAAGAAACUGAAAGCAACCUUAGAAACGGAAGAAACAGAUGUAGAAAUAGAAACAACUUCAGAAACGAAGGGGACUAAACAGGAACAAGGGGGAUCCACCGAAGAAGAUCCUUCUCCUUCCCUUUUUUCGGAAGAAAAGGAGGAUCCGGACAAAAUCGAUGAAACGGAAGAGAUACGAGUGAAUGGAAAGGAAAAAACAAAAGAUGAAUUCCAA